AUGCCUUACUCCUUACUCCUUAUUAGACCUUACUGGCAAGUAACGACUUAUUUUUACGAGAGUUGCGGGGACUUCGUACGGAACAAUCAGAAGAGGUGGUGUCGUUUUGCCUUCGCGAUUUUGCCAUUGGCCAUCCACGUUGGUGGCUCCAGCAACAUAAUGGUGGUGGAGGGGCGAGACCUGAGUCAGUGUCAGUACCAGAGACCAGAAGACCCGCCAGAGACACUGGGGCCCCUGCCAGUUCAGGCACCCCUCCCCUGCCCAUCCAGGCACCCCAUGUCCACUCACCAGGGCCUCGACAGGGAGACAGGGGCAGUUGGACAGGGAGUGUCUGGUGCUCAAGUCCCUACUGUAAACUGUACCUGUACAAAGUUCAACUGCUCAUCAGCUCAUGCCUCCAGUCUCCACAUUCCACUCCGCGCUUCUUCUGUCACCUUUCCCGUUUCCUGCCACCAUCCAAUAUGCAGGAUCCGGCAACCAGCAGGCACCUGCCACCUGCCACCUGGGAACGGGAGUUUCGAACGGGAAUGUACCAGAUCACCAGCACCAUGUGUAAACUCACCCCUAGCUCUCGUCCAAACGGUACCCGUCCGAACUAUUGAGAUACCCACAGGCCACAUUAGCUUUGGAGACUGCGGACCUCAUCGCGAUUCGCUUCUGUCAUAUUCUUGUCCAACUAGUGCGAACUUUGGUUGA
Messenger RNA from Eremomyces bilateralis CBS 781.70, 696 nucleotides. RefSeq lists its product as uncharacterized. Lineage: Eukaryota; Fungi; Ascomycota; Dothideomycetes; Eremomycetales; Eremomycetaceae. Bases 1 to 696 code for a protein of 231 amino acids. The record is from RefSeq and is a predicted model, not a curated record. The transcript has a single exon.